GGCGGCGCCGCCAGCGCGGCCACCCUGACGGCGUCCUCGCCGGACUCGAUGCUCGCCGCCGAGCAGUCGUGCUGCGGCUCCGAGCAGGACAUCUUCAGCAGCCCGUCGGACGUCGACAUGUGCCACGGCUCGGACGCGGGCAGCAUCGACUUCAGCUCGGCGGUGUGCGACCUGAACCUCGGCCUGCAGGCCGCCAGGGACCUGCGCGACGGCGAGCUGGACCAGUACCUCACCCCCGCGGCCCCCGACAACGCCAUGGACAACGCCAUGGACAACGCCGCCGACGUCGCCCCCGAGGCCGCGGCCAGCACCGCCAGGACGGAGCACUCGUGGCACGUCCCGCAGCCCUCGCACCACCAUCACCACCACCACCACAUGCAGGCCGAGCACCUGUUAAGGUACCACGAGCUGCAGCCGCCGCCGUCGACCGCCGUCAAGGUGGAGAGGACGCCGUCGGACUCCUACUUCUACCCGUACCUGCCGCCGGGGCAGGGCGCUCCGGCCACCGGGGCGCCGACGGACUCCUGGUGGACGGGGUGCUUCUAGUCCUGCCGGCCGCCGGCGAAGGGCGGCAAGGCGACGCUAGGCGACGCUCGGUGGCAUUUGGUGUGCGCGUCAAAGCAGCGGCGGUGUUUGUGUCCGAUUAUGGCGCAGCGCGGGGGCGGGCGGCACGGAGCUCGCCGCGCACGGAGCCUCCACGGCGGCAGCGCGGCAGCUGAGCACAUACCACCACGCACCGCCGCACCGCACGUGGGAGCCGGGGAUGGCCUUAUCGUGGCCGCGAACGGGGAGGGCAGGGGAGGGGGCACCGCUAUUUGCGUGGGGUCGUGCGUGAUGAACAGAGUUUCCUUUCGCCCGCCCUUCCUCCCGGACACCUCGGUGGCCAUGGCGGCGUGGCGGCGUGGCGGACCGCCGCGGUGUCCCUCCCCUUCCUCCA
Molecule: messenger RNA, 937 nt
Organism: Thrips palmi
Lineage: Eukaryota; Metazoa; Arthropoda; Insecta; Thysanoptera; Thripidae
Exons: 3
Coding region: 49-546 (165 amino acids)
Source: RefSeq, a predicted model, not a curated record